Messenger RNA from Strongylus vulgaris, 414 nucleotides. The record is from the annotation of a GenBank genome assembly. Lineage: Eukaryota; Metazoa; Nematoda; Chromadorea; Rhabditida; Strongylidae.
AUGAACCGCGAGCGGAUUGGCCGACUGCCACAAGAACUCUACUCCACGAUGGUCUCUCCUCCAUUGACUCCCCAUCGUCUCCUUAGCACACCAGCUGCGAAAAGGAUCCGACAAAACGACCAUGCUGGGUGUUUAUCACCGCCUUGGCUGAGUGGUGAAGUAACUGGAUUUAAAGAGAGGGUAUGCGCGAUUCCGACUGAUUGGAAACUGUCGAACUUUCGCUUUGUGAACGUCACUGUUCUCUGUUCGAAGAAGAUUAGUGAGGCAGAGACGGUUUCAAGAGAACUAAAGGGAAGAGGACAUGACUGCGAAUCCCGAAGGAAAAUUCGUCUGAAGCUUUUUGCAAAGAUAAGAGAAUGGAUUAAGAAAGUUGUCAAUGCGCGUAGACGUCUUCUUACUCUCGAGCGUUCUUGA